AUGGAGGUAGCAGCAUCUUCUUCAGUCGGUCCCAGCAGCUUCAGGAUGUCGCUUAAAGGGGUUGAUGAAGGUGAUGGAAUCAUCAUUGUUGAUCAUGGCUCACGCCGCAAGGAGUCUAACCUUAUGCUGAAUGAUUUUGUUGUCAUGUUCAAGGAGAAAACUAAAUAUCCAAUCGUGGAGCCUGCUCACAUGGAACUGGCUGAGCCAUCAAUCCAGGAUGCUUUUAAUUCAUGCGUACGAAAAGGAGCGAAACGUGUUAUCGUUAGCCCUUUUUUCUUGUUCCCUGGAAGACACUGGCACCAGGAUAUUCCUUCUCUAACAGCUGAAGCUGCAAAGGAACACCCAGGGGUAUCAUAUGUCAUUACUGCCCCCCUUGGUCUACAUGAGCUGCUUGUGGAUGUGGUGAAUGACAGAAUCACUUAUUGCUUGAGCCAUGUUUCUGGUGAAGUAGAUGAGUGUUCAGUAUGUGCUGGAACAGGAAAAUGCCGUCUUCGAGAUUAG
Molecule: messenger RNA, 501 nt
Organism: Striga hermonthica
Lineage: Eukaryota; Viridiplantae; Streptophyta; Magnoliopsida; Lamiales; Orobanchaceae
Source: the annotation of a GenBank genome assembly